Molecule: messenger RNA, 584 nt
Organism: Pteronotus mesoamericanus
Lineage: Eukaryota; Metazoa; Chordata; Mammalia; Chiroptera; Mormoopidae
Gene: KRTCAP2
Product: keratinocyte associated protein 2
Exons: 5
Coding region: 124-534 (136 amino acids)
Source: RefSeq, a predicted model, not a curated record
AGGCGCCCAGGGGUAGAAAGAGGAAGACGUGGGGGAAGCAAGUUUGCGCUAGGUGCUAACGCAUCCGGUUCGUCUCCCGUCUUUUUUGGCCACAGGCGUCUGUUGGACCCACGGCAGGGCGUGAUGGUGGUGGGUACGGGCACCUCGCUAGCGCUGUCCUCCCUCCUGUCCCUGCUGCUCUUCGCUGGGAUGCAGAUGUACAGCCGCCAGCUGGCCUCCACCGAGUGGCUCACCAUCCAGGGGGGCCUGCUGGGCUCCGGCCUCUUUGUCUUCUCUCUCACUGCCUUCAAUAAUCUGGAGAAUCUUGUCUUUGGCAAAGGAUUCCAAGCAAAGAUCUUCCCUGAGAUUCUCCUCUGCCUCCUGUUAGCUCUCUUUGCAUCUGGCCUCAUCCACCGAGUCUGUGUCACCACUUGCUUCAUCUUCUCCAUGGUCGGUCUGUACUACAUCAACAAGAUCUCCUCCACUCUGUAUCAGGCAACAGCUCCAGUCCUCACACCAGCCAAGGUCACUGGCAAGGGCAAAAAGAGAAACUGACCUUUUGAAUAUUCAAUAAAAUUGAUUGUUUGUAGCCCUGUGAGCUAUGG